GCAACAUUUGCGAUGAUCUUUUGGCGGCAUGUAAUACGCCCAUUUUUUGUGCGGCUCGCCUGGAAAUGCCCGCCAGAAGUCUGUUCCUGGCGGAGCAAAUAGAGAUCUCACAUCACCUCGUGUGUACCUCGCGAUCGUUUCUGUUACAGCCCCCCGGAAUCACUCACGCCCUUGAUCCUGCGUAUAAAAAGACCUGCUGCACAUCUGCUCAAUCCCCAACGCGCGUUUGAUCCUUUCUAUCCUGACCACAGAAACCUCAAGCGAUGGGUUUCAACCACGUCCUUUUAUCUCUUCUCCUACCAUGCCUGGUCUACGCCGCUCCUUCGUGUAACCUUAGACCUCCCCAGUCGACGAGCUCCUCCAAUACCACUGGGACCGCUUGUAUUCAGGCGGUGGGAAACACAAGCCUCAUAGACGUCGUGGCGACAGGCUGGUACCCCGGUUGGCUAGGUAAUCGGAGCCCUCCGGAGUCACUCUCCUGGUCAAAGUAUACAGCCUUGACGUUCGCGUUUGGUGUUACUACUCCUGAAGGCGGCGUGUCCUUGGAUGAUGUUAGCAAACAGGUCUUGCCUAAGUUUGUUAGCAGUGCAAAAGCCAACAAUGUCCACGCGUUACUAUCCAUCGGCGGAUGGACAGGAUCGCAGUAUUUCUCUUCUGCCGUUGCCACAGCUGAGAACCGUACUGCAUUCGUCAAGACGAUCGUUGAUCUGGUGAAUCAAUAUCAGCUAGAUGGCAUCGAUUUCGAUUGGGAAUAUCCAAAUAAACAAGCAAUUGGAUGCAACCUCAUAUCACCACAAGACUCCCCCAACUUCCUUUCUUUCCUUCAGGAGCUAAGAAAGGACCCUGUCGGUUCCAAGAUCACACUUUCGGCUGCAGUGGGCAUCACGCCGUUCGUUGGAUCAGAUGGCCAAACAAUGCAAGAUGUUUCAGGCUUUGCGAAGGUUCUUGACUACAUCGCGAUAAUGAAUUACGACGUAUGGGGAUCAUGGUCUCCGACGGUUGGACCAAACGCGCCUCUUGACGAUUCGUGUGCCACUGUGAAAGCCGGAUCUGCGGUUUCAGCCGUGAAAGCAUGGUCCGAUGCUGGGUUCCCUACCGAUCAGGUUACUCUAGGAGUAGCAGCAUACGGUCACAGUUUCCACGUCUCCAACAGCGAUGCCUUGGGGCCUGACAACUCCCUCAAGCUCUCCCCCACCUUUGACAAGAGUCAGCAACCACGUGGAGACAGCCAGGACGGCGCAGCGGGGACAGAUCAAUGCGGCAACCCCGUUGCUGUUGGUGGUAUCUUCAACUUAUGGGGAUUGAUAGAUGGUGGAUUCUUGGACGCACAAGGGAAGCCGCAAGCCGGGAUAUCUCAUGUCUUCGAUAAUUGUAGUCAGACUCCGUUUGUCUACAACCCUUCGAGUCAAGUCAUGGUCUCGUACGAUGACGCUACGUCGUUUGCUGCCAAGGGCCAGUUCAUUAAGCAGAAUGGAUUGAAAGGGUUUGCAAUGUGGCACGUUUUGGGAGAUUCUAACGAUAUUUUGGUGGAUGCUAUGACCGGAGCAUUGGAUAUCGUUGAGGAGUGCUCCGCGUGAGACGUCGGGGAUACCGUAGAAUUAAUUAUGUCUGUUAGAUACCCUAUCUUGUUGUAUUCUGGCGCAGGACGCUGCGAAACAAUAUAUACUUCAUGGCCA
Marasmius oreades (fairy-ring Marasmius) is the source of this 1676-nucleotide messenger RNA. RefSeq lists its product as uncharacterized. Gene Ontology annotation, cellular component: extracellular region. The record is from RefSeq and is a predicted model, not a curated record. Gene Ontology annotation, molecular function: chitin binding; chitinase activity. Bases 264 to 1577 code for a protein of 437 amino acids. The transcript is spliced from 7 exons. Lineage: Eukaryota; Fungi; Basidiomycota; Agaricomycetes; Agaricales; Marasmiaceae. Gene Ontology annotation, biological process: carbohydrate metabolic process; chitin catabolic process.